This is a messenger RNA of Tilletiopsis washingtonensis, 1552 nucleotides long. RefSeq lists its product as hypothetical. The transcript is spliced from 2 exons. The record is from RefSeq and is a predicted model, not a curated record. The coding region runs from base 101 to 1438 and encodes 445 amino acids. NCBI's taxonomy places the organism in Eukaryota, Fungi, Basidiomycota, Exobasidiomycetes, Entylomatales.
GCCGGCGCUCCGCCAUCAUUGCCGUGCCGCCGUCACCGCCGCCGCCACCGGCACGGCGACGCGCCGCGGACCGCCGCCCCUAGAUGACUUCCGCCGCUUGAUGAGGCGACGAGGCGUUCACGAGCCCUCAUCUGCUCUUCCGACACGACAACAUCCACCUCCAGGCCCUCUUCCAUCUCACUUCGCUUCCUGCUCAUUCUCGCUUCAGCCCGCUCGCUCCCAGCACGCUCUCGACAUGUCCGUCACGCUGCCAGGCCUGAAGCUCGCCGUGGCGCUGUGCACCGACGAGCUCGCGCACUUCCUCGAGGGCUUCUCGCAGACGACGAGCACCGACUCCACGCCCGACGACGGCUCCGACGGCAACGGCACGGUGACGAUCAACGUCUCGUUCCGCGCGCCGCUGGGCGAGCGCCUCGUCUUCUACGCCAGCAUGCGCCCUGACGAUGCAGACCCCAUCGAGUGGCCUUAUAUUGUCAAGCUUCAGCAUCACGACGGGUCCGAGCACGACCCGAUGCCGCAGCACUGGCCCCAUAAGUGGGAGGAUGAUCAGCAAGAGUGGUGGGCGACUGACUCGCGAACCCGCGCCUUCAUCGCGGCGGAGAAGACGAGCACGUUCAGCAUCGCGCACGACGACGGCACGGGCAAGUGGAAGAAGAAGCCCUCAUACAUCAUCAGCUUCCAGCACGAGAUGGCCGAGCCGGCCCAGUGCGCCAACGAGCCUCCCGUCAAGAUCCAACUGACGCCGAUGCAUGUACCGGUACCGCGCGAGCGCGCCGAUGACGACGAGGAGGACGGCAGCAACAAGCGCCUGAAGAUGGACCCAGAUAGCGAGCAACACGCCGACGCUGCGCCGCCCGCCGCGGCUCGUCGGCACCAGGAGUCAUCAUCGGUCACGCUCGGCGACGGCACGGACGACGAGGAGGCAGAUCGGCCUCUCGCGCAGCUGCUACAGUUCAAGAGCGAGUACGCCGAGCAGCAGAUCGAGAGCUUUGGCCGGCGCCGCCAGGAGGAGCGCAAGGACGACGACGAGGCGGUACGCGGCAUCUUGGAACUGGUGCAGGGCGAGCGCGCCAAGGUCCUCAAGAAGCUGAGCGAAUGUGAGAGGAACAUCGAGGCGAUCCCCGUACAGGCCGAAGAGCGUCUCGCCGAUGAGCAGCACCGCUUCAAUGACGAGAUGGAGAAGCACCGAAAGACCAUCAAGAACACCGAGGCCAAGAUGCAGCGGCGCGAGCUUGACUUCGAGGCCUGGAAGACCGAGGAUGCCAAGACGACGGCCAGCGAGCUCAACCGCGCCACCAUCGAGCGCGGCGUGCUGGCGGAGCGCUCGCGCCGGCUCAAACGGCAGGUCGAGACGGCGGAGGCCAAGCUGGGCAAGAAGCGCGGUCCGGCGCCUACGGACCUCGUGCUCACGCUGCCGGACAGUGACGAUGAGGAGUAGCCAGAGUGGCGCGCAAUUGUGAGGCGGGAAGGCGCGAGAAGAGAGAGUGGAAGGGAAAGGCACCCGUGCAGCUGGCUGGGUGACGAUGCGUGGUUCAACGACCGCACACACGAG